Molecule: messenger RNA, 2024 nt
Organism: Diaporthe batatas
Lineage: Eukaryota; Fungi; Ascomycota; Sordariomycetes; Diaporthales; Diaporthaceae
Exons: 3
Coding region: 683-1804 (373 amino acids)
Source: RefSeq, a predicted model, not a curated record
AAGGAUCAACCCAGGAUUGACGUGAUUCUCCCGCCUAAAUGGUCAAUAAACAUGGGGCAUCAGAGCACUUUGAAGGCUGGACGAACACCCCCCUGGGACCCGGGAGAGCGGCUUGCGGCUGGCUCUCGAGUCUCGAGCCCUCCUCGCCAACCAAGCCGCGGCUGUAAGGGUCUGAUCAGUGGGAAAAGAGAGGGUCCUCAUCUGCCCUAUUUUCACAAGUUCGUGUACACUGCAGUAUACAUACUGUGUAGUCUAUUCGAGCGGCCUGUCAAAAUUGCGGCCGGUUGGUUCCGCUCACCCGCCCUCGCCCUCGGGCUCCGUAUAAUCUGUCAUGUGGUCCCCUCCGACUCCCUCGACAGCUCACUCCUCCCACUCUGCCCACCCGAGCUGUGUUGUCACUUAGUGGCCCUCUGGUUAUUGUAGCUGGAGCGGGAUAUCCCUCCCUCCCUCUCCCCCUCCAUCCCCCCUCGUUGUCGAGAGGCCUCGAAAUCCGAACACCGAAUCGUCGAAUCGCCAUCGCCUUAUUUUGUCCACGACCUGCCACCGGACUGCGGCCCCGGACCCGAGCUCGAACCCCGAUCGUUCGUUGGUGAUCUGCAGUGAACUGACUCUUACCCAUCGCACGGACGAAUCGCUUCAUCCCGCCGACCUGGGAUCGCCUGGAUAGGGUUGCAAUGUCAUUAUGGGAAUCUUGACGCCCAGAGAAGGCACCAAUGGACUGGUAGUCGUCGAAUCGACCGACCUGACAUACUUUCCCAUUACGCUAUGGGACAUCCGCGUCAUUGCAGUCUUGUGGACGCUGUUUCUGGUGACCGGCAUCUUCGUUGUUCUCCGUCUAUACUCUCGUGUCAAGAUCCUCCAGUUCUACGCCGUCGAAGAUUACCUAUACAAUGUCGCCUUUACGCUUCUCCUCGCAUACAAUGGUCUCAUCACAUUCUACUCAUAUCACGGCCUCGGCAGCCAGCUUCCACCAUCCCUAAGCACGAGCGACGUCACCCUCAUUGUUGUCUUUGAGAAUGUCCUUUUCGAUAUCGCCAGCAUCGGUCUCGUCGUUGCGAAGAGCUCACUUGUGGUCUUCCUGCUGCGUCUUGCCCCGCAACACCAGUCUCAGCUGAAGUGGCACACACUCAUCGUCCUCCCGAUUGUGCUCCUCGGCAUCGUAACCUUCGGGGCGAUAAUGGCAAUGUGGUCGAGAUGCUUUACCGCACUGGCCGGGACGACUCUGUUAUGCUCCAGUGUUGUUCCUGCAAUGCACUGGAUGCAAGUAGCGGCGGGCUUCAGUGUUGCGGUCGACCUGUGGUAUGCCGCGAUGCCGUGGUAUCUUCUACGGCGCCUGACACGGCCGAGGAAGGAGAAAAUGUUGAUCCAAGGAUCAAUGAGUCUUGGUGUAAUUGCUGCGGGUUGUGGUAUCGCGAGAGGCUUGACCAUAUACGCGGCGGUGAAUAACCUAGCUGAGAAUUCAGCCGCCGUACUUUAUCUUUGGCAUGGAGCGGAGAUGGCAGUGACAAUGAUAUGUAUUGGCCUGCCUGUCAGCAGGCCGGCCUAUGCCAGCAUGAUCCAGGCAUGUGGUAUGCGAACCCGCAAGGCGAAGACCAGCAAUUUGUACCCCUCUUAUACCGGCACCUACAGACAGGCUCGGGACCUUGCGAACGGCGAGCCGGAUACGUGGUCUCAGCGAGAGAUUCUGACCGACACGAACGCGAUGCAUGUGGCCACCAAGGAGUCCUUCAGCAUGACUUUGAUAGGAAAACCGGGCAUCACAGUGACCAAGACUGUAGAUGUCACCAAGCAAUCUCCAGUUUAAUUUUUUCGACUUUUCCUGAUCUUCUCGUUGAACGAGACUGAGCGGUGGGGUUUCAGGCGUUGUGUGGCAUGUUUUAAUAGCUAUGGGCUUGGCAGGCGUGUACCGGUCAUUGACGGCCAUUCGGCAACUGUAUAUAACUACUUCCCAGGCACGCCCCGGGAAAGGCUACUUGAUGCUGUACAUCUGUCAACACAGAACAACAAGUUAGCCAUUCUCGCAA